GCCUUCCCAGUCUAGAUUGCUUCUCACACGCACUGAGAGAGACUUGGGUUGAGGAAGGCCAGCAUGUGUGAAUGAGCAAGCUACUGAAUGGACCUGGUGUGUCCUGGUGCUGGCUCACCUCAUCACACCCUCUUCAUCUCUCACCUCGGCUUGACCCCUAGGUCAGCGACAUUGCCGAUGGAGGUCGAGGUCGGUGUGAGGGCUGUUCUGGGACUCUCCCUCACCAGCAUGUCUGGCCUCAGCCUCAUCUCCCCCGCCUGGUUCCAGAGUCCUUCCUCCUCCUAUGGUGUCUUUAUCUACUGCUCCUGGCCACAGAAUGACCACUGGAACCAGAGCUGUGUGACCUUUGGGUCCCUGAAGGACAUGCCCAGCUUGCCCUGGAAGGUCUCAGCUGCAGCGCUCCUGGGAGGCUGGCUUUUGCUGUCCAUCUGUGCUCUUCUCCUCUCGGCCUGGGCACUGGCCCCCAGAAGGUUGUUUCCCAGGAGGGGCUUUGGUCCGACACCUGUGGUGCAGGCAGCAGCAGCAGUCUUCAUGCUUAUAGGUCUGCUGAUUUUUCCAGCCACUCUGGCUUCCUCAUUCGCCAAAGAAGUCUGUGAAGGCUCCUCCAUGUACCACAGCGGAGCGUGCCAGCUGAGCUGGGGCUAUGCCACUGCCAUCCUCAACAUGGUCCUGACCAGCCUGCUUGUCAUCAGGUGGCAAGUGACCAUGGUCCAGAGGGCAGCUGUCCCCUUAUCCAGUGACACUCAGAGAGUCAUCCUUGUGCCAGAAUAA
This is a messenger RNA of Mastomys coucha (southern multimammate mouse), 771 nucleotides long. RefSeq names its product transmembrane protein 211 (gene Lhfpl7). Bases 88 to 771 code for a protein of 227 amino acids. The record is from RefSeq and is a predicted model, not a curated record. Gene Ontology annotation, cellular component: membrane. Lineage: Eukaryota; Metazoa; Chordata; Mammalia; Rodentia; Muridae. The transcript has 3 exons.